AUGAGUUCCAGAAUUUGCAGUUUUUAUUGUGAUGAAUUCUUUGGAACAAAAAAAGUUAAUUUUGAGGAACAAAAACAGGUAGGUAUAGUAAAUAGAGGAGAUUCCUUCAGGAGGCGGCGCUCUAGAAGCAACAGUCUGUGUCCACCGUCGAUGGGAGGAACCCCUUCUCCAGUCCUAGACAUGCCAGACCAAAUGCCAGACAUAUCAUCGUAUACGGUAUGCCUACUAGGAGCUCAAGGAGUUGGAAAAACGGCGCUAAUCAGUCAAUUUAUGACCUCUGAGUGUAUAAAUGCUUACGAUAGACAAAAAGACUUGUUGGGUGCCCAGACAGUAUCUAUUAUGUUGAAUGGAGAAGAAUCAGAAUUAUCAUUUCAAAACACCGGUACAAUGAAGGACGUUAUCGACAAAGGCCACCCUCCAGACGCGUUCAUCGUCCUCUACUCCGUUGUCGACAAGGCUAGUUUUCUCAAAGCGGAAACUGAACUGAGCAGGUUGCAGGACAGCGAUCAGCUCAGAACUCGACCCGCUAUUCUAGUCGCCAACAAAAUAGAUUUAGCCAGAUGCAGAGCGGUUUCCACACAAGACGGCAAAUGCAUGGCGUGCACUUACCGAGCGAAAUUCAUAGAAAUCUCCGUGGGAAUCAACCACAACGUGGACGAACUUCUAGUGGGAGUUUUAACGCAAAUCAGACUGAAAAUUGACAGUUUCGACGAGGGCGGGCACACGCAACAAUGGUACAAAAGCCGCGGCAUGGUCAAGGCCAGCAUGAAGGCGCGUCAGAUGUUCACGUGGCUCUUCGGCAGAGAGGACUCCAAAUUCAAAAAUUGUGAAAACCUCCAUAUUCUGUAG
Messenger RNA from Psylliodes chrysocephalus, 849 nucleotides. The record is from the annotation of a GenBank genome assembly. Lineage: Eukaryota; Metazoa; Arthropoda; Insecta; Coleoptera; Chrysomelidae.